AAAUGACGUCAGCGCGCCUGCGUGACUCUGUCCUCUAGCUGACGUCGCGUAGCUGCAGCAGCGAGCAGUGUUUACUGUUUACUUCACUUCGUCCUGUAAUCAUCUCCUGACGGACAAUGGCUGGAACUCUGGCGCGUAAAGCCGUGGAUCAUCUCCGCAGUAAAGAGUUCAGAGAUUACCUCACGAGGUCACAUUUCUGGGGUCCGGUGGCAAACUGGGGCCUGCCCAUCGCCGCCAUCAGCGACAUGAAGAAGAGUCCAGAGAUCAUCAGCGGCAGAAUGACCUUCGCUCUCACCUGCUACUCGCUGCUGUUCAUGCGCUUCGCCUACAAGGUCCAGCCCAGAAACUGGCUUCUGUUCGCCUGCCACUUCACCAAUGAAGCGGCUCAGCUCGUUCAGGGCAGCAGACUCAUCAAAUACAACAUGGAGAAGAAGAUGGCCAAGUGAUGAAGGUUUAUGUGCAUAGCGCUCACGGUCAAGCUUCUUAGGAGAUCCGCCAAUCUGAUCUGUUUCAACACAAUAAAUAACCGUUCAUAAACAUAGAUGACUGGUUUUAUGCUGUUUCCUCUCUGUUACACAUAUAACAUUUUAAGCCUGGUUGUGACGCAGCUUUGAAGGUUACGUUUGUAUGUAAUGUAGAAAUACUUGAUUAAUAUAUUUCCAUACGUAAUGCAAUCAGUGUGUGUUAAAAAUGAAUACGGAGAAACAAUAAAACACGUAA
This is a messenger RNA of Sinocyclocheilus anshuiensis, 720 nucleotides long. RefSeq names its product mitochondrial pyruvate carrier 1-like. The record is from RefSeq and is a predicted model, not a curated record. NCBI's taxonomy places the organism in Eukaryota, Metazoa, Chordata, Actinopteri, Cypriniformes, Cyprinidae. Gene Ontology annotation, cellular component: mitochondrial inner membrane. Bases 117 to 446 code for a protein of 109 amino acids. The transcript has 4 exons. Gene Ontology annotation, biological process: pyruvate import into mitochondria.